This is a messenger RNA of Venustampulla echinocandica, 2055 nucleotides long. RefSeq lists its product as uncharacterized. Lineage: Eukaryota; Fungi; Ascomycota; Leotiomycetes; Helotiales; Pleuroascaceae. Bases 1 to 2055 code for a protein of 684 amino acids. The transcript is spliced from 3 exons. The record is from RefSeq and is a predicted model, not a curated record.
AUGGAUCGGGAUGUUGGGCAGAUGAAUGCUACCAAUAUCUCGCGACCACCGGACCUUGAUCCCGCUCAUCAGCCUUUCAAUAAGGUUGGUCAAAUCUUUGAGGAUGAUGUCAUGACAUUCAUCCUCGCCGACCUUAAUGAGGUUGUUGCCGCCGCAGUUGUGAUCCGUGGUGUUAAUGUGUUCCCUGAUAUCCGCGGUUUCAGUCUUUCAAAUUCCAAUUUUGUCCAUGGAGCAGCUGGAUUUUCUUUGCGUCAGAGUCAAACAGCACGUAUCCGGGGUAGCCACAGCACACCCUUCUGGAACGGGACUGGUGAAGGUGUACAGUACUUGCACCAAGAUCCUCUGCCCCAAGGAGAUGCCGAGAAUUGCAAAAUUGAAUCAUACGACUCUUUCCAUACUGCUGAGGGUCAGGCCGGCCAAAGGACAAGCCGAGGCCCCAUUCCAGGGCCAGGCCAGAACGAGUGGAGUACUGAAAUUGCAUCGACUCCGUUAGAGUCGCAGGGCAUGUCGCGUCUGCCAUCUCAGGAUUCCGUUGGAGCACAUUCCCAAAGGACCGCUCAUUCUUCUGGAACUAACACAUAUGAUCCAAGCUGGUCGACAAGAAUGUAUCCAAGUCUUUCCCAGGGCUCAUUUCAUAUGUCAUCAACAAGGUCAGAUGUCACUGGCAGGUCCAUCAGCCCGGAAAAUCCUGCUCUGUCUACUCCGAUUCAGCAGCUAGAAAUCCAAGAAUACGACUACCCAUUCCUAGGAGAUGAUUUAACUUCCAUGCAUCCGAUGUUCCACAGGAAUUCCAUGACGGAUACAGAUCCGCACUCCAUUAGUGCUUCGUUACCAGGACCAGCAUUCAAUUCGUAUGCCACCGCCGAAGACGACUCCUUUGUAUCUUCUUUUGCUGUAGGUUCGACUUCUCUGGCUAGCCAAGGUCCAGUAUCGAGAGACUCGGUGAUGUACCAUACCGGUGCGGGCAUCGAGUCCUCGAUAUUGUGGGACAAUCCUGCCGAUUUCUUGGAUUCUCAAACAUCAUCUCCUAUCGCUCCUGAGGAUUCCUGGCCCAUUGCUCUCCCAAUGGCGACAUCUUCAACCGCUAGUCCUACAAACUACUCCCCAAGUCUUGAAGCCAUAUCCCCCAGGUAUGUUCAGGAUAUUUCCGAUUUAAUGGAAUUGGCCCCUUACACGACUGGUGACAGGGUUAAGAGGAGACCAAUGGGGCCUCGACCAUCUAAAGUUGCCAGCGACCUAGCUGCCAACUCUAGACAACAGCGGCUUUUGGGUACAUCUGACACUUCCGAGGAGUCCUUGAAACUGGUGGGUGGUCGCUCAAGCCUCGAGAUCGACAAUACUGCCCGGGAUCAUCAUCUGUACCAGAACGUGAGCCCUUUAGCCGACGGACUCUAUCACUGCCCAUGGGAAGGCCAGCCUUCCUGCCAGCACAAACCGGAAAAGUUGAAGUGUAAUUACGACAAAUGUGUGGAUUCUCACCUCAAGCCGUAUCGCUGUAAGAUCGUGGCUUGUGAGAAUCUUAAUUUCUCAUCCACGGCAUGCUUGCUUCGCCAUGAGCGUGAAGCACAUGCUAUGCAUGGACACGGCGACAAACCCUUCCUCUGUACCUACGAAGGCUGCGAGCGCGGCGCCCCUGGCAAUGGGUUUCCCCGUCACUGGAAUCUCCGUGACCACAUGAAGCGUGUGCAUAAUGACCCAGGACCAACCAAGAGCAACGCUUCCGGAUCCCCUCCGCCUUCUGGGCCUGCCCGAGGCAAGAAGCGCAAGGCCGAUGAAAAGCUAGAGAUCCAAACCAUGGGAAAGGCCACCAAGAGAGUUAGCUCACCACCAGUUGUGGUCCACCAGACUCAGGAGCAAAGCUUGGCGGAUCGAUACCAUCAUAAUCUGCAAAAGCUGAAGGAUAUCGUGGAACAGCAGCUCAGCGAUCCAAGGGAUCCUCAAAACCUGGACUUGCUCCGUAGUGCGGAUGAUUGCAUCAGGGUAAUGACUCAGACGAGCAGGCGUGUCGGUGAAGCUCCUGCAAACGGAAAACGCCUUAGCCAACAGCCUGGCUGA